AUGAACAAUUCCUUUAAUGGCACAUCAUCUUUUCUGCUACAAGUGAAAAAUACUGUUGAUUGGCUCCAACAAAAUGUCACUUGUGUUCCAUCAACCGAAGAUCAAAACUGGAAUCACACAAUUCUGAAUGGAUCCAGUGUCCCCAGUCCAGAAUGGGAAGGGCCAACAGAAACAAGCAGGAAAUGGCUGGUGGGCAAACCUCACAUCGCAGCUAAGAUAGUGCUGUGUUUUGCAUAUGCAGUCAUCAUAAUGGUAUCGCUCUUCGGCAACUCACUGGUGUGCCAAGUUUUUAUCAAGCAUAAAGAAAUCAACAAAUCAACUGGCCUUCUCAUUUUCAAUCUGGCGAUAUCUGACAUAUUGAUAAUUCUGCUCAACAGUCCAUUUGCUCUGGCCCGAUUCCUGAGUGGACAGUGGCUUUUUGGCAGGAUCAUGUGUCACAUCAGUCGAUUUGCUCAGUACUGCUCCCUCCACGUCUCGACUUUAACACUGAUGGCAGUUGCCAUGGACCGACACCGGGUAAUUCUGCACCCAAUGAAACCAAGGCCAACACAUUCCCAAAGCUUAUUUGCUGUCGCCAUGAUCUGGAGUCUUGCUGUGCUUCUUGCUCUUCCACAUGCAAUUUAUCAAAAUCUGUUCUAUUUCGUCAGCACGGAUGGAAUUGUCAGGAGUCACUGUCUUCCUGCCUUUCCUGGACCCAGCAAGCUGGUUGGGAAGUAUGUAGACCUCGGAACAUUUAUCUUACUGUAUAUCCUGCCACUUCUGGUGAUUGUUAUAACAUAUUCUCACCUAGGGAAGAGGUUGUGGAUACAGAAUGCUGUUAGUGAUGCAUCUGUUCAUCAACUUAUGGCACACUAUCAUAAGCGAAAGAAGAGUAUCCGAAUGCUGAUUCUUAUUGUAAUGGUCUUUGCAGUAUGUUGGUUUCCGCUCAAUUGCUAUGUCGUUCUUAUUUCUAGUGCAGAUACAGAAGCAGAGAGUGUGCUUUUCUAUGCUUUCCACUGGUUUGCCAUGAGCAGUACCUGCUACAAUCCUUUCAUCUACUGCUGGCUUAACAGGAGCUUCCGUGACAAACUCAGAUCUAUACCAUCCUGGUGCACGAAAUUUGUGUUUGUGUGCAGAAGCUCCCAAGUUCAGCAAAUGCAGAUGCAUGUGCAGGAAAGUCAUGAGCUCCAGGAACUCCAGACAUCUUCACUGCUACAGGUACCUCUGGCCAUUCCAGAACACCAGGUAUUUGAGGAUCCCAGUUUGGCUACAGGGGAGGAGCAUUCCCAGAUCUCUGUCCAUGGGGAAUGGGGAGAUCCAGAUCCCUCCCUUGAUGAAGAGGAGGAGUCUCCAACCCAGGAUGCUUAUUUAUCUAUCCAUAUGGAGCAUGACAGUUCCUAA
Molecule: messenger RNA, 1380 nt
Organism: Castor canadensis (American beaver)
Lineage: Eukaryota; Metazoa; Chordata; Mammalia; Rodentia; Castoridae
Product: G-protein coupled receptor 83-like
Biological process (GO): G protein-coupled receptor signaling pathway
Cellular component (GO): plasma membrane; neuron projection
Molecular function (GO): neuropeptide binding; neuropeptide Y receptor activity
Source: RefSeq, a predicted model, not a curated record